GGCACGGCACGGCAAAGAGUCGGCGUUGAGAUUCGCAUUGAGGCAGGUCGGAGCGCUACGAGCCGCGCUACGAGGCGCAGAGAUCAAUGCACCCGUAAUCAUCUCCAUUCGCCGUUGUCAUUGUCGUCGCUCCCGUUCGAGCCUGGACAGACGGAUCCUCGACAGAAACCAAGUCCCCAUGAUAGACGUCCAGAUGCGCGAAUGUACGGACGUCGAGACGGAACCGGAACGCGCGACGGUCCCGACCAAGGAAACGUCCCGUCGACGAUGGGUACGAUGAAUAUGGAUCGCGAGGAGAAGGAUCGCGAAAGAAGAAGCGAUAGAACGACGGAGGCGCAUUAUCGGUCAUCCAAGACGAAGACGACAAAGACGACGACGACGACGACGACGACGACGACGACGACGACGCCACGUCCCGCUCGCGAAAUGGUGGUGCGCUCGACAACACUCGCGCUCUGUGCAACUGUACAGUGAAAUGCAAGUAUAUAACAUCGAUGCACGCCGGCGGAUGAGAAGUGGGCGUCUCUGCACGGACACGCGCCAAUCGUUAGCCGGAGGAAUCAUUUAUCGACGCUCCGAAGGAGGAACACGAAGAGCGGAAUUUAGCGUGGAGGAUCAUCCGCGAGUGUGUUUCCGAAAGAGUCGUCCGGACGAGUUGUUGGAUAAUCGUCGGCGUGAUCUACUUUCGACGAGAGGAAUCGAUCGAGGAAGGCCCUUAUUAGAAUUUGAAACCUCAACGAGGAGGAUUCCGUGUCGUGUCAGUCGGAUUAAACGGGAACCGAUUUACAUCGCAGAAUUACAUUGAUCGAGCAUUAUAGAGAUCCCUCCCACACUUGAGUUUGUGACUAAUCGAUGUAACGCAGGCGGCGUACCUCGGAUGACUCUUGGAGAAAAGAAGCGAGAGCGAGAGAGAAAGGAUGCUAAGAGUGACAUUUUCCAAUGCUUUAUCGUCUCUUCGGAUCGGUAGUUAAGAUCGAAAACUCGGAUGCUUUCAAGUGAUUCAUGGUGAUGAGUCUGACGUUUUCGCUCGCCUUUACUCACGAACGAGCGAGAAAGAGAAUUUUUCGAAUAUCGGCCGUCGAAACGGGAGUGAUAAAGAGUUUUUGCCGGAAACUGUGUCCAUGAAUGUCACAGAAACGGUGGUGGUUUCCUCCACGUUUCUCGAGGCUGGAAAGAAUAAUCAAGAGCUUCGAUGAGCCAGUCUCCGAGUAAUAAAUGGUGACCUAGAAGAAAUAAGAACCUCGAGGGUGGAGUCUAGAAGAGAGAAAGGAAGAGAGAGAAGAUGACAGUGAGAAAGGAAAAGAAAAAGAAAGAUGUCCAUCAAGAUACUAGAGAGAAAUAAGGAGAAGUUUAGAGGAAGAAAAUAGCAUAGUGACACGAGAUGCUGCUAAUCACCUUACCGUUCAAUCACGUUAUUAUGCCAUAUAAAUAGAAUCGCUUUCGACAAAAUCUUGAAUUACUUAGAAAGGAAAAAUGUAUACGCGAAUCAUGGUGUAUAAUUCUAGAAACUAGUUAUCCCUUCAACGAAGGAGAGAAAGGCGUCAUCGUUAAAUACUUACUCGACAAAGAAGGAAACAUAGGAGAAGUGAAAUCGCAUCGAACUGAAUCGCGAGCGAGUUGAAAGGUGUCAGGAGGGGUCAGAUUUGACGCGGAUCGAUGUGACACAGUAGGCUGACGUCGAUGGAUGGCGAUUACGAGCCGGAAAAGCAAGUUGACGAGAGGCACCUUACGCGUGCGAAGGUAUACGCGGGGAGGGGAACUGCGAUGGUGAUGCAACAGUCAUCGACCGAGCGGAGGAGACGCCUCCGGGAAAUAGAGCAAUGGUGAAAGUGCAUGUUCGCGGACGUGCGCGAUCCGUUUCAUCCUCCGCGAGAGGAGGACGAGUAAGAAGUAUCGAUAGAUCGGAGUAUUACGGAGUAUUACGGAAAGCGACGACUCGGUCAAGGUGGCUGUCAAGUGGUAGACGAUUAAGAACGCGAGGUAUCCUCUUGAGACGAUGUGUUCAUCGAUUGACCCCGCGAAUCGUCCUUCGCGAGGGAGAACGGUGGACGUAAGUCCGCUUGCGAGUAUCGUCGCAAUGAUAGAUCGAAGGCUUAGUACGGAUGGAGUUGAGUAAGAUACUCGUAACGAUCGAGACGUUAUCCCAGAAACGUAGGACCAACGAUCUCUUUCGCCAAGUUAUCCCGACGAGAGUUAUGCGCCAACGAUUCACAAGAGAGCUCGUAAACGAGAAGCUUGUGAAACUGAGAUUGGAGAAGAAAGAUGCGGAGAUACGGAUAUGGGAAUUACUCAUCUCAAGAUAUAAAUGUUACUUUGAGAAAGAGACAUGAAUCCCUUCGCAAUGAGGGAUCUUGCACGAAGGUGAUUCAUUGCGCUUGAAAUAAGGGAAAAUUUGCGACAAACAAGGGUGGGAGAGAGAGAGAGAGAGAGAGGGAAAGAGGAACGAGGGGGUAUUGGUCAAUUAAUGCGGCUUCCUUGAAUUCUGUGAGACUUUAGCGCGACGUAGCGCGCCUCGUAGGAGAAGGACGUAUUAUGCACAGGUGCACGGACUACCGUAGUAUCGAUAGGAUGUUCAAGAGCAGGAUUUUCCAGGGCGAUCUCAGCCCCGUCCCAAUUCCAGGCAGCCUGCAACAAUCCAGUCAGCAAGGCCAGCAGAGCGAGCAGGAAUUGGCGACAAAAAUGCUGCAAAUUCAAAGCAAAAGAUUUUAUCUCGACGUAAAACAAAACAGACGUGGAAGGUUUAUCAAAGUCGCUGAGAUUGGAGCGGAUGGAAGAAGAAGCCAAAUCUAUUUGGCACUCAGUACAGCAUCCGAAUUUCGGGACCAUCUGUCGACGUUUAGCGAUUUUUACGCAUCUCUAGGUCCGCCAAAUCCGGAAAACGUACCAGAUGACGGCAAACUCAAGUCAGAAAUGAUGGUGAAGGAUAAUAGGCGAUAUUACUUGGACCUCAAGGAGAAUUCUCGCGGCCGUUUCCUGCGGGUGAGUCACCCUGUGUCGCAGACGAUAACACGGGGAGGACCUAGGACACAGAUUGCAAUACCAGCGCAAGGUAUGAUAGAGUUUCGCGAUGCGUUAACGGACCUUCUCGAAGAAUUCGGGACGGACGACGGUGGCUUUAAAGGUGACUUACCGGAGGGCCGCUAUAUGCGCGUGGAUAGUAAGAAUUUCUAUUUUGAUAUCGGCCAAAACAACCGUGGUAUCUACAUGAGAAUUUCUGAGGUGAAGACAAACUUCAGGACAGCCAUCACCGUACCGGAAAAGUCUUGGGCGCGUUUCCGUGACAUCUUUGCGGAUUAUUGCGAAAAGAUGAAAGAGGGCGGCGGCGUCAGCAGCAGCGGCGGAGGGAAUGUAUUGUCCGAGGGGAAGGGCUCGGUGGUGGCACAGGUACCAUCGCCAUCCUCGAACACACAGCCUAACCCCAAUCCAAAUUUAGACUCUCCCUUAAUCAAGUGAAAAAGGCUUUAACUUAACUCGAACAUUUGGGAAUUAUAACUUGUUUUCAAGUCAUUAAGCGAAGUAAAGGAACUUGUCAGAGUCUAUGCCAUCGUCGGUCAUCGUCAUUAUUAUUCAUCGGCUAUGACAUCGACAUGAUCAUCGGUAUGAUCAUCGUCAUUGUCGCACCGCCAUUGACAUCACAUUACUGUCACCGUCGCCUGUCACCGAGAUACCGUCAUCGACACCAUCAUCGUCAUCGCCACCGUCAUUACUUGCCAUCAAGCGCGAACACCAAAACUCGCCUGAAAUAUGGCUAUUAUAUCGCGGUAAAGAGUAUCAGUCGAUUGUUGAAUAUAUAUUCAUUUAAUCACAGAUUUGAUAAAAAAAUGAAAAAAGACGGGGUGCACGACGGUACAUGGUUAUUAAUGAUUGGCGCGUCUCGCGAAGGUGAAAAAGAUAGAAGGUGGAAAAGGGAUAGAUAGAUGGUGAAUGUAUUUUGUGCGUGUGUGUGUGUAUGCGUGCGUGCGUGCGUGCGUGCGUGCGUGCGAGCGAGUGUGAGCGUGUGUGUGUUUGCAUGGAGAGAAAACGAGUCACUGCCGCUCGUGCGACUAACACAGAAUAGAUAACAAGAAAAAAAGAGACACGCAACGACGGAGAAUCGAGAGUAUAAUUAUUGCGCGAUAUCUUUUUAGGCGAACACGAGUUGCCAUCGAUUAACGUUAUGAGUACUACCGUUCAUUUCCUGGCUUUCUGCAAACGCACGUCUAUUUGGUUUCACUGAGCUUCUUGUACUAAUUUUUCAUUCUCAGACAUUCAGAGUACGCGUUUUACUUGUCACGUGUGUGCGUUGAACGAACAAGAAUCUUUGAACGGGAAAUGGACUGUAGUGUGUAUCACGUUACAAUUGAAUUUGAUCGUUCAGAAUUUAUGAAUAAAUAGUUGUUAUAUUAACGAUUAUAUCACGACGAAGUAGAAAGGGAAAAAAACGUGUGGUUUGUCGCGAGAGAAAGAGAAAAUAAGGAAAAAGAUCUAUCGUGUCUACGUAGGUAGUAUGUCUCUCUUCGAUUUAACCGGAAAAGAAAUUCUCGAAUCAAGUCGCUGUAUUUUCGGUGAACACUCAUCGAGCAAAAGUCGCAGAUAGUGUGAAGAUGUAGAUAAAAUAUUGCUGAACGCCUCUUGCGACUCCAUUGUCGUUUUCUCGGCGAUAAGAGAGUGCGAUUUACUACCGUGGUUAAGUUGAACGAAACAUAAGAGAAAAAGAAACCAAGAAUAAAAAUGAGGAAAUAUUCGCGUAUUAUCGUAAAUAUCCGAAUAUUUAUGUAUUACUGUCUGCACCGCGACAUCGUACACUCGUUUAAAAACUGAACGACGUCUUUAUUAAAAGUAAUGAGAUAAUAUAUAUAGCAUAGGUGAGGGAGAGAGAAAAAAAGGGAUGGUAAUCCAAGAGAAUAUGAAACCAUAUAUUAAUACAUAUUAAUAUGUAUAUUAUACAAAGUUAAUUAUAUGUUUUGUUUCGUCGAUUCAUACGAAAGGUGUGCACGCGAUCAUAUGUAUGGAAAAGGCGCGUAAGAGAAAUGCGCUUUUACAAAAUGCAACACACACACACACACACACACACACACACACACACACACACAAUACUAUAUACAUAUAUACAUGCAUGAACUUAUGCACGUAAAAACAUGCAAUAUACACUUGGAA
This is a messenger RNA of Camponotus floridanus (Florida carpenter ant), 5136 nucleotides long. It is a transcript of the gene Pur-alpha, whose product is annotated as transcriptional activator protein Pur-beta. Gene Ontology annotation, cellular component: nucleus. Gene Ontology annotation, biological process: regulation of transcription by RNA polymerase II. Bases 2533 to 3453 code for a protein of 306 amino acids. NCBI's taxonomy places the organism in Eukaryota, Metazoa, Arthropoda, Insecta, Hymenoptera, Formicidae. The record is from RefSeq and is a predicted model, not a curated record. The transcript has 7 exons. Gene Ontology annotation, molecular function: DNA-binding transcription factor activity, RNA polymerase II-specific; RNA polymerase II transcription regulatory region sequence-specific DNA binding; purine-rich negative regulatory element binding.